CGGUUUAUUACGGUUUAUUUACUGUAAAAGAAAUAGAUAAGUAAAUAAAAGUUAGUGGACUAAAUCAAUUAGAUGAAAGUUACAUACGCACCGUUAAAUUAUUUUCAAAAUGGCUGCUGCUGGACGUGGUAGGGGCCGGGGACGAGGUUUAUUAGCUAGAGAACUGCCAGAAGAUGCCCAAACACGGCCUGGAAGUAUUGCAUCAGAAGAUCCUAAGGUGUCGGAAAAUGGUGUAGAAGUGAAGAAAGAAGGAACAUCAAAACAAGACAGUCUUCUAGAAUUACAACAUAUUCUUAAUAAUCUAACUCUAGAUGUUAGUGACCAUGAUCUAAACGAGUUGUAUCAGUUAGCCGAAUCUGCUUCUUUUAACACAGACAAUGAUAUAAAACUAUGGAGUUUUGCUAAAACCGGAGCUUUUAUAUGUGAAAAACUUGCAUCGUUGGAGGUUAAUGGAACAAAGUUUAGAUCUUUGUUGCUUUCAAUGAUUCAAGCAGAUUAUAAAGAUAAAGACAGUCUCCGUUCAAAAUCAGUAUCAAAAUUUUUAAACAUUUUAAGUUUUAUGUGUCAAGUAUUUGGCACAAUGAGGACAGCAGGUGGAGAAGUAUUUAAACCUCUAGUCUCACCACUGUACGAGUGUUUUUUACAGUCAAUUGGAAGAGAUCUAGAACAAAGUGACAGAGAUAAAAUGGAACAAAUGAUGUUUAAAAUCAGGUCAAAGGUCAUUAGGAAUGGGUAA
Messenger RNA from Ruditapes philippinarum (Manila clam), 736 nucleotides. Its product is annotated as CBP80/20-dependent translation initiation factor-like. Lineage: Eukaryota; Metazoa; Mollusca; Bivalvia; Venerida; Veneridae. Gene Ontology annotation, cellular component: cytosol. Gene Ontology annotation, biological process: regulation of translational initiation. The record is from RefSeq and is a predicted model, not a curated record. Bases 110 to 736 code for a protein of 208 amino acids. Gene Ontology annotation, molecular function: translation activator activity. The transcript is spliced from 5 exons.